GCCCCGGCCGGCCGCCUAGAAAAGCGGGGCUGUUCGGCGGCACCCCGGUUUCCUCCUGUCCUCGGCUCAGCCGGCCAUGAAGAACGCGGUGCCGCAGGUGGCCUCGCUGCUGCUGGAGAAGCUGCUGCUCCUCGUCCACGUUCGGGCGCUGCCGGCGGGCACGGAGGGCGGGGAGUCGCCACCGGCCGCCUCCGGCUACUACGACACGAGCUGCUUCAGGCGGGGUGACCUGCUGGAGGUGCCGCGCACCCUCUUCGUCCACUUUGGCAUCUACCUGGGCGAGAACCGUGUCGCCCACCUGAUGCCUGACAUCCUACCCGCCUUCACUGACGACCACCGGCAGAUCCAGCGGGUGGUGACCAACAAACGGCUCAUCCUGGGCGUCAUCACCAAGACGGCCAGCAUCCGCGUGGACACAGUGGAGGAUUUUGCCUAUGGCGGCAGCAUCCUGGUCAACCACAUGGACCGGCUGUUCAAGGACCAGGUGCUGGGCAGCGAGGAGGCUGCUUGUCGUGCAGAGAUGCUGGUGGGCGCCACUGCCUAUAGCCUGCUCUGGAACAACUGCGAGCACUUUGUCACCUACUGCCGCUACGGAGCACCGGUCAGCUUCCAGACCGACAAGUUCUGUGAGACUGUCAAGAUGAUAAUUCGUGACCAGAGGAGCGUUCUUGCUUCAGUGCUUGUGGGCUUAGCAUCCAUCAUCUGCCUGGGUCUGGCACCCUCCACCGCACUCCCCACGAUCUUCAUUACCUUCGUUCUGUGGAUGGCUGGCUAACAGCCUGCCUGCAGCUGUUUGUAUAUAGGAUGUACACUAUUGUAUUUAUGAGAGCACAAAUUACUUGCUGGCCUUGUGUAAAGUUACUUGACCUUAUGUGCCACUUUUAAAUGCAACUCUGUCUAGAACACAGUGCACAAGGUAUAGCUUACUGUGUAAGCCAAAUAAUAGAUUUCCUGAAAAUCUCAAUACAUUCUCACACACCUUUAAAAUAAUGAAAAAGUAGGGGUGUGAUGUGGUUCUGCUGCAUGCCUUUAGCCUUAAGUGAUUCUGUUCAUGUUCUUUUAUCACCUAGCUGUGUGCCUGCGUGCUACAGCUAUUAAUAAAAAUAGAUGGUGGAGUACCACACAGUGAUGGGUAUCUAGAAUUACUUACUUCUUACUUUGGUAGAUCUUGUUAAUGUUCAGGAGUUACUGUCUCUGCUCCUGAAAUGUCCUUUUGUGAAGAUACAGUUAGGUAAGCUGACUAUGUUUGAUAGCCAAGGAAAAAGAAAAAAAAAAGCAGCCCUUGCCUGGGUGCUGUGCUGCAGUAGCACAUCUGGCCAGAUUGGCAUUGAGUUCCCUCCUGAGAAAUGGUCACAGGUCUCAUUCAUAUCAAUUGCAUAAACAGCAAAAAUGCAUACUCAGCAAUUUUCUGAUUGGGUUGGUGGUACAGAAAGUCUGCAAUUCCUUGGCAUUUUCUUUGCUACUAGUAGUGGAGGGUAUGGCUAAUGUAAAUGUCUGCAGAGAGCUUCUAGGCAGUACAGGAGGAAAACAGUUUGCUUUCUGAAAGCUUGUGACAUGCAGAUGUCAUGGGUUUCUAGUCUUGCAAGGCACAUGGCAUGGAGGGGGAGGAAAAUGAAUGCACAUUUAUUUAGUUCUUUCUUUCCCACAGUAAUUAGAGCUAUGUGGGUGCUGUAAAGCAUCAGGGUUCAUUGGUGUGGUUCCUGUAGCCUCUGUAAAGGAAGAUGUCUUUCUAUACUCAUCUCUUGCAAAUAAGUAUUCAGUGGCAAAGCAGCUAAAAAUGUUCCAUCUGCAAUGUUGUGUCCUUUCUGUUUAUCAAGACUCUGUAAGGCUGGAUUUGAAAUCAUGUUAUCUUGCCCAUAAUUUCAGUGCUAGAAGAUACUUUUUUUUUUUUUUUUUUUUCCUCCUCCUCAGUAGUGUCUUAAUGCAUGCAGAGAUAUGGUUCAGUUUCUGGAAUGUCUUGAUCUACAUGCACUUACAUGUCCGCGCAGUAUGCUCACCUCCCUUUCUAGUCAAAGGCACACGCAAUGAUGUCUUUACCAAGGAUGCAACCUCAGACUUGCUCCUUUCUGAGUGGUGUUCAGUAUCCUGAUCAGCUCUGCUACUGGAAGGUGCCAUUUUUUCCUUUUUUUUUUUUUUUUUAAUUAAGACUUAGUUUAGCUACAAUAUAAACCCCCUUCUCCCUCCCUAGACCUCAAGGCUGUUUGAAAAUUGGAUUAUUGAACUAUGAACCUACUUGGCCGCUCUCUAAUAAUCUUUCUUCUGGCUGCUUCACUAUGACUGACAAAGAAUGCAAAGACUAGGGUGAAGUUCUAGUCCCAUUGGAAACAACAGCACUAUUGCUGCUGUCAUUAACUGAGCAGGGAUUUCAGCAUAGCUUUCAGAACACUUCCCGUCUGCAGCCCAGCUCCAAAGAAGUUGUGUAUCUUUUACUGUUGGGUCCUUGCAAACAGCUUCUGUUCUGCUUUCAAAGACUGAGAUGCUCCACAUAACUGUAUUUGGUAAACUUUUCAAGUUAAGGUGUUUUUUUAAUUAUUGUGAAUUGCUUUUUCAUAGAGUAUGUGUUAGUAAUAUUUACAUAAAUUCCAAUGAGGUUUUUUUUUAUUAUUAUUUGCUGUGAAUAAGGUAAUGAACUGUAGCCACCAGUCACUAUUGUAACUAUAUAAAUAGAAUUUAUUCAUUUGAAAA
Molecule: messenger RNA, 2685 nt
Organism: Gallus gallus (chicken)
Lineage: Eukaryota; Metazoa; Chordata; Aves; Galliformes; Phasianidae
Gene: LRAT
Product: lecithin retinol acyltransferase (phosphatidylcholine--retinol O-acyltransferase)
Exons: 2
Coding region: 77-775 (232 amino acids)
Biological process (GO): retinol metabolic process
Molecular function (GO): phosphatidylcholine-retinol O-acyltransferase activity
Source: RefSeq, a predicted model, not a curated record